GAAAUGGCAGCUGGCUCACGAUAGCCAAAGCCGCGUCUGUGGUAAAAGCAAAGCGCUGUGUUCGGUUUCUGUGCCGAGCGGUGGAGAGAAUAUUAAAUCCCUGAUGUUCCUCGGGGGAAGCGUGAUCCGAGCAACUGAAGGCGCGGGGUGGAGAGCUGGGAAUCCUGGACUGUGUUCUUGGCUCUGCUGUUAAGGCGCUGCGUGACCUUGGGCGAGUCGGGCAUCUCGCGAAUCCCAGCGCGGGCGCUGGGGCUGGUACUCGCCCAGCGCCCCGGCUCCCUGCGGUGACUGGGGGGGAUGCAGCUGCUCUCAUCCAAGUGCUUCCAAGCUCUGAUCCCACGCUGGGACACGCGGAGCUGCUUUUUGCAGGUGCUGGGCUUGCCUAUGCUCGCCCUCUCCAGAGUUUAAAGCUUACAAAACCUGGCCUUGCUGUUUUCCUUUCUAUACUGGAGUCGGGCAUUAAUUAAGCUGCUAUUAAAUGCCCUGAGGAUGGAAGCUGGAGGCUCCUGUUUUAAAUGCGAAGCAUCUUACAGCUGGAGAGUUUUGUUUUCUGAAUAUGGCUGGGAGCGUACUCAGUGCCCCUUCCUUGUCCCUGUGCCCAAAUAAUUGUCCCGACUAUUGCAGGUGUGCUUUUGCUUCUACUACGCGCCCCGUUGGGUAACUUCUGGUGCAGCUUUUGAGGUUGGAGGGGCGGAAGGGGACGUAAUGGAGGAAGUUGCACAUCUCUGAAGUUUUCUUGAGAGAAACCCGCAGUCAGAAACGUUGCUCCCCUUUCUCCCUGCCUUCUUUAGAGCCGGGUGGGUGCCAGCGCAUGCCGUCCAGGCUCUGCUCUCUCGUGAAGCUGCUUGUUCCUCUCCUAAAAAGGACAGUUAAAUGCCACCCAAAGGACAGCUAAGACCUCCUAAAGCUCCUGUCAAAACAGCGGCGUGGCCACACAGAAGCUGAUCCAGAUGAAGGAUCCAACAUCUCUCUCUCCUCUCUGGCUUGGCUGCUCUGUUUGCAUUUCUCCCCCUCACCUCUAAUCCAGGCUUGGAAGGACUCGUCCCGCUCUCAGCCUGUGGCCGCAGCUGGCGGCCAUGGGGCUCACCCCAGGGUCCCCCCUGACUGCGCUCUCACCGUUCCCCCCAGCUGGGUGCCAUGGCCAUGCUGCUGGGGCUGCUGCUGGCGCUGCUGGGCUGCACCGCGGCGCUGGAUCCUGCCCUGGAGGAGGCCUGGGAAGGGUGGAAGAGCCUCCAUGCCAAGGAGUACCCAGGGGAGGCCGAGGCCGCCCGCCGGGAGGUCUGGGAGAAGAACCUGCGGCGCAUCCAGCAGCACAACCUGGAGGAGUCGCAGGGGCAGCACGCCUUCCGCCUGGCCAUGAACCACUACGGUGACCUGACGGAUGAGGAGUUUAACCAGCUACUCAAUGGCUUCACCCCGAUGUGGCAGGAGGAGCCGGCGCUGCUCUUCCAGCCUUCGGUGGCCCUGAAGACCCCGGCGCAGGUGGACUGGCGAGCGAAGGGCUAUGUGACGCCUGUGAAGAACCAGGGGCACUGCGGGUCAUGCUGGGCGUUCAGUGCCACGGGGGCUUUGGAGGGGCUCGUCUUCAACCGGACGGGGAAGCUGGUAGUGCUGAGUGAGCAGAACCUCAUCGACUGCUCCCGAAAGCUGGGCAACAACGGCUGCCACGGCGGCUACAUGACCCGCGCCUUCCAGUACGUGCACGACAAUGGUGGCUUGAACUCGGAGCACAUCUACCCCUACAUGGCCACGGACACCUCCAGCUGCCGGUACGACCCGCGGGACAGGGCGGCCAACUGCUCCGCCAUCUCUCUGGUGGCCCAGGGCAGCGAGGCGGCGCUGGAGCAGGCGGUGGCGGCUGUGGGCCCCGUCUCCGUGGCGGUGGAUGCCAGCAGCUUCUACUUCCACUUCUACAAGUCUGGCAUCUUCAGCAGCAUGUUUUGCAGCCAGCGGGUGAACCAUGGGAUGCUGGCCGUGGGUUACGGCAUGAGCCAGGAGCAUGGGCGCAACGUGAGCUACUGGAUCUUAAAGAACAGCUGGUCGGAGGUGUGGGGUGAGCAGGGCUACAUCCGCCUGCUGAAGGGCGCUGACAACCACUGCGGGGUGGCCAGCCAGGCCAGCUUCCCUGUGCUGUGAGCCAGGACAGCCCGCCCUCCCUCCUGGGCUGCGGAUCCACGGCUGUUUCCUUCUGGAAAGGGGCUUUUGUUUGUGUGCGGUGAGCAGCGAUUAAAAGUGGCAUGGCUAA
Chroicocephalus ridibundus (black-headed gull) is the source of this 2245-nucleotide messenger RNA. Its product is annotated as procathepsin L-like. The record is from RefSeq and is a predicted model, not a curated record. Lineage: Eukaryota; Metazoa; Chordata; Aves; Charadriiformes; Laridae. The coding region runs from base 1138 to 2136 and encodes 332 amino acids. The transcript has 8 exons. Gene Ontology annotation, molecular function: cysteine-type endopeptidase activator activity involved in apoptotic process; cysteine-type endopeptidase activity. Gene Ontology annotation, cellular component: lysosome. Gene Ontology annotation, biological process: positive regulation of apoptotic signaling pathway; immune response; positive regulation of peptidase activity.